AUGGUGCCUGAUAUCAAUGGCUUGAUGGGCCUUGGAGGUGGGCCAUUUUCAUUGCCGACUCAACUUCGGCUCCAAGGAUUGGCUGACAUGUUCAGUUAUUGCUUGCCGCCCAUUUCGAUUUUUGGGUCAACAGGUUGGUUGAAUUUCAGCCUUCCAGGUGCGGUGCUGCCAACAAAAACCGCAUGGAUCCCCUUGCUUCGCAACUCAAAAAUGCAGACCUCUUAUUCCAUCGAGCUCUCGGGCCUUGGGAUUGGAGACAUGCUACUGCCCAAUCCCCUAAACAGCUUCACAACGUCAAAAAAGGGCUUUGGAGGAGUGAUUAUUGAUUCGGGCACGACGUAUACCCACUUACCGAUGCCUGUUUACGAGGUUUUUCGUAAUGCUUACAUUGCAAAAACCUUAAAUCUUCCACGGCUCUCCUUUGUGAACCCCCUUUUUGACACGUGCUACAACCUAUCUGGCUUAGAGUCGGUUCAGGUUCCGAAUGUGUCAUUUUUCUUUUCAGCCGGUCCAAUCCUGACGUUGAAAAGAACAAACAUUCUAGUUGAGCAAGACCAUAGUAUUUUUGGUGAGAGCAUUUUCUGUUUGGCAUUUAUUCCAAUCAAUGAUACUAUAUUCAUUAUUGGGAACACUCAACUAGCGGGAAUCCAAACAACCUUCGAUCCAACUGCAGGAUAUAUGGGAUUUGGUCCGAGUACUUGUGGUACUCUAGAAAAUUCCCCACAUUGUCAUGGGCAUUGGCCUGCUAGGAGCAUAGCCUUAGAGAAUUCUCCAAAUCCAUUAUUGUUGUUUCCUGGCCUUCCCUCCGGUGACCUCCAUUUUUCAGUUGUUUGCGCUCCGCCGCUCAAAAUCUCUUCCACGCCUUCAUCGCAGCCUCAUAUGGGAAAAUUUUAUCCCAGUUCAAUGCUUGCGAGGUAUAGAUCUACCUAUGGAAGAUCCGCCGCCAUUGCCCUUUUCCGGUGA
Alnus glutinosa is the source of this 963-nucleotide messenger RNA. RefSeq names its product protein ASPARTIC PROTEASE IN GUARD CELL 2-like. Gene Ontology annotation, molecular function: aspartic-type endopeptidase activity. The record is from RefSeq and is a predicted model, not a curated record. The coding region runs from base 1 to 963 and encodes 320 amino acids. NCBI's taxonomy places the organism in Eukaryota, Viridiplantae, Streptophyta, Magnoliopsida, Fagales, Betulaceae. The transcript has 2 exons. Gene Ontology annotation, biological process: proteolysis.